This is a messenger RNA of Cajanus cajan (pigeon pea), 462 nucleotides long. Lineage: Eukaryota; Viridiplantae; Streptophyta; Magnoliopsida; Fabales; Fabaceae. The record is from RefSeq and is a predicted model, not a curated record.
AUGAUCCAAAUAGUGAACGUUUGUAGGAACUACUACAGAUGCACCCACAAGUAUGAUGAGGGUUGUCCAGCAAUCAAACAGGUUCAGAGAAUUCAAGAGGACCCUCCAUUGUAUAGGACAACUUAUUAUGGACAUCACAAUUGCAAGAGUUCUUUAAGUCCACAGAUAAUGCUGGAAUCAGCUUCUUCUUCUGACUCAUCUAUGUUCCUUAGCUUCAGUAAUACCUUCCCAAGCAAAGAAGAAUACCCAUUUUCAACACUUCUUUCAUCCACGAAACAGGAGCCUGUGGAAGUGCUUCCUGAUGACCAUAUUGUUCACAACCAAUUACCCUCAUCAGAUUACCACCUGUUAUGUGACUAUGAAUUUGAUUUCAAUUAUUCGAGGCAUGUUACUAUGCUAUCCUUCACUGAAUCUGUUCAAUUUGAUGAAGUUUAUGGGAGUGGUUUGGAAUUUGAUGGCUAG